UCUCACAACAACAAAUGAGUUGUAUUGUACCACAACAUUGCGCCCACCAUUCCUUCCGACACAUCUAGCGCCUUCCAUUUCGACACUCCCUCACAAAUUCCCCGUGGACUCCACACAACAUCGAGGGAGGGCCAUGUCCCUGACCUCCAUCUUCAACUUUUUCUCUCCAGGAACACCAGGCAAAAACCAGGAUCGUAGCGAACUGGAACUUGUUGACGAUGGAGUGCCGGCGGGCAGAGAGCCAUUUGCAGAUUUCAAGUUGGGAACGGCGGCCGUGCGAUCUGGAAAUAUGGCACCGAAAGGAAUCGAGGAGACAAGGCCGCCGUACUUACAUGUAAGAAUGGGAUAAGAAUACCCUUCAGCCUAUACAUGUCUAACCCGCAAUAGUGUAUGAUCGCGGGAGGACUGGGUGGGACAACGGGAGAUCUUUUGAUGCACUCAUUAGACACCGUUAAGACGCGCCAGCAAGGAGAUCCCCAUAUGCCGCCCAAAUAUACAACGAUGGCAUCCUCGUAUUCCACGAUAUUUCGUCAAGAAGGUAUUAGACGAGGCCUUUACGGGGGUUGGCUGCCUGCUCUACUCGGGUCUUUUCCAGGGACAAUAAUAUUUUUCGGCACAUACGAAUACAGUAAGAGGAACAUGAUUGACUACGGCAUCAACCCCCAGCUUGCAUAUCUCACAAGUGGUAUGUAGCUUUCUAGGACUUAUGAAAGUAGCAAUUACUUAUACUGUGGUAGGGUUCGUUGCAGAUGGUGCAGCAUCUUUUGUAUAUGUCCCCUCAGAAGUUCUCAAAACUAGAUUGCAAUUGCAAGGCCGCUACAACAAUCCUUUUUUUCAAUCCGGAUAUAAUUACAAGGGCUUCACGCAUGCCGCAAGAACCAUUUAUCGACAAGAGGGCUUUUCUGCCCUUUUCUAUGGAUACAAAGCCACGAUAUUCAGAGAUCUUCCAUUUUCUGCUUUACAAUUCACCUUUUACGAGCAAGGGCAAACUUGGGCCAGGCAGUGGAAGCGGAGUAGGGACAUAGGCCUACCUUUGGAACUUUUCACAGGCGCCGCUGCGGGGGGAUUGGCUGGGGUCAUAACGUGCCCACUUGAUGUUGUAAAAACGAGGAUUCAAACCCAAGUCAACCCACCAGAAACGGCUUCGAAGCCCGCCAACAUGAAAAUGCCUGCAAACCCACCCAGUAACACCGGUACAGUUUCAUCAAUUCAGAAACAAAUUCGCAGGAUAUCAACAUCUUCCCCUUCUACACAUACCCCUCGCCCAGGGUCAAUCAAUCUGGAUACCUCAUCCGUUUUCACCGGACUGAAAGUAAUCAGGAAGACUGAGGGAAUAGCCGGAUGGUUCAGGGGUGUUGGGCCCAGGUUUGUGUGGACCAGUAUCCAAAGUGGGUGUAUGUUGUUCUUGUACCAGUCAAUCUUACGACAAUUGGGAAUACGGUUCGCUUCUGAAAAUCUGGAGGAGGCCCUGUAAUGCGCAUCGCAUUGUAGGGCUAGUGGAAUGAUUGUAUGACAGGUUUGGGAUGGAUAUUGGGACAUCGGUUGUAUCAUAAUGUACAUCUAAGAGCAUAUGGGCGGCGUUGGGUGCGUGCAUACUGUAGCAUGCGGGGUAGAAAACAGAUCUUCACUUUCGUUUAUUUUGUGUACUUGUACAGAGUAUUGACUGCUAGGUCAACUCAGCCUAGCACCAACAGGGACGUCUGGCUCUCCUAGGGUGUAGAGCCGCAGCCGCCUCGUUAGGCGUUAAGCGCGCGAGGCGCCUUGAGGCUCAUGCCGACCCUGGCAUAUUUGCCGCCAUGGUAAAUUUAUGUACGCAAUGGAUACUCAAGUGAGCCCUCUCCCCCCCCCGCCUCGAGCUCUCCAACUUGAUGCCACAAUCGACCCUGGCCAAUGGAGAAUGCGCUUCAAGACCUUUGCUCAUAAGGAUAUUUUUACGAUGGCUAUGGUAAAUUCGCAAUGCCUGCGACUCUUCCUGUGCCUUCCAAAGGUACACUUCGAACUCUUCGCCAUCUCGCGUUAGGAACCACUUGUACACUCGCACUCAGCGCCGGGCUGCUAACAGAAGACCGUCGAAGGAGGAUACACACUGCUCAAGUUGCGCAUGAAAACUCCCGGAAGAUCAAAACAGUCAAAAACUAUCACGGCAUUGCCGUUGACCUGCAAGAUGUCGCCAACGACCCUGCGAUUGUUUUCCAUGGCGAUUCGAUGAUGAAGAAGUUGACAAAGGAAACCAAUCAAAGUCUGGCAGACGAGAAGGACCAAGAUUUCACACAAGGGGGAUUGGAUUUAUGGCGGGAGAUUGAGGAGAAGCCGGCCCAAGAUUCCAAGGAGGCACUGAAUAUGACUUCGAUAGUGAGAAAGUCGGCCAAAGAAAGAAAUCAAAGUCUAGCGGAUCUAUGGCUGGAAAGUGAGGAGCAGUCGACACAAGACUCGGAUCUCAAGAAAGUUCCGCAUAAGGGCGCGAAGGAAGUGCCAAACCAAGCGAAAAUAGUUCACCCCCAGACAAUGCGGAAUCAUUUAAGCACUGCUACUGUACCAGAACUUCGAAGGCGCAGGAUUGUUUCCUUUAUCGCAAAUGUGACAACAAUACCAAAAGAAUCUGGGAAGGUACAAGCCUUGGCCACGUCCGAGUUGCAAGCUCGUCAGAAGAGGCUUGCUUCGGACGUAAUCAAACUCCUUGCGUGCGUUGAGGACUCAACCGAUUUGGAUGCAGCCGUACUUCGUUUCCUUGAAGCCUUUGAAGAAGGAAAUCUUGCUAUACCUGACUUGGGCUUAGUCCCUCAACUGCUGGAUGCUGCAUGUCAGCUCUCAAAAGCAUGCAAAUAUAGAGAGAAUGUAGAGUACCUGACUAGGAUCUUGGACACACUUUUACCAUAUUCAGGGUCUAUGAGCGCCACUCAAUUUCUUCUGUUGUCGCCAUAUACUGUCAUCAAACACUCGCUCGAAGAUCUUCCAGGACAUGAUCAGACAGACACAAGAGAUACGAAGAUAAAACUUACUAAGCUUUCGUCUGUGUAUCUCCAAGUCGUUAAUCGCAACGUUACGCCAGCAGAUUUGGAUUUGGCGGUCUCUAUUGGGGAAUGGCUCUGUGAGGAAACGAACCAGUAUGGAUUGUAUGGUCUUACAGUUGAUGUAUAUCACGGCAUUACAUACUACGUCACCCAGGGAGGAAGGACCACCACGGCGAAGGCUAGGGCGCAUCUCAUCGACGCCAAUCAUCACCUUGGACGGCAUAAAAGAACCUUCAGUAUUUUCAAAGGGUUUUACUCGGAAGUGUUGCCGACUUCCUCGAACGAGUUUGAUAUGGUUAUUAGCCGAGUCAUUGAUUCUACGAUCAACAUGCGUAGAUUUGACUGUGCAGAAUAUGUCUUGAAUGCUGCUAUCAAGAUAGGGCAAGCCAGUGGGUUGUCAGUCGGCACAAGUCCAGCCUGCAGAGUGAUCUCUCACCCUUGGAGGUCAUCUCGAGAUUUUGAAAGGUCCAGGCAAUUGUUUGAUCGCUUGCUCCCUUUAGCACAUUCCUUCAGAACUCCGCAGGUUCUCUAUCAGGCAAUCAUUCAAGUAUGCUUUGAUUCAGGGCAUGCGGAUGCUGCCAUUUCAUACUAUACCCAGUUGCGAAAAUUUUACGCACCCACGCCCGGUGAUAUCAAUAUAUACGGUCUAUUUGUCUAUGAAUUGGCCCGCAAGGGCCAUUGGAGCGAAGUAGAAGAAGACCUGAUUCGGCUGGCUUCAGCUCAUCCCAACUCGAAAGAAUUUGGUGCUUUGUUUGCGCGAAUAUUAAAGCUCUUCGUGGGGUCUCAUUCCGCUCAAGAUACCGAGAACUUCAUCGGAAUUUUUAUCAGUCGGAGUUUGUUGAAGCCUUCGCCAAUCAUAUCAAAUAUAAUAGUAGACAUCUACUGCAGAGCCAAAGAGACAGAUGCUCUUUGUCGAUGGAUAGAGUUAAUGGCUUCCAUUCAAGUUCCAAUGGAUACGGUGACUACAAACACAAUUUUGCACCAUUGCUACACUACAUGGAGAUUUUCAUAUCAUGAGACUCAAGCUUUCUAUCAAAGGCUUUCUGCCUAUGGAACCGCAGAGGGGCAAUUUACUGGUAAACGGAAUUUAGAUUACCUCGCCCAACUUGCUGGUGCAGAUUCCCCAAGCCCCGAAACAUAUGCUAAGCGGGUUCUCCCUUUGUCGGUUCUUGGAAGGCAGAAGCAUACAUGGGAUACUCUUAGAGUUCACAGCGCCAUCUCUGCAACCCAUAAGAAGAAUGAUCCGCAUGCCACGCUUAAAAUAUACGCGAUAGCUCGUGCUGACCACAUCGCGAUAUGGCCCAGAACUCUGGCGAUGGCUGCACAGGCGUGUCUCCAGAUACAAGGUCAUGAAAAAGCUAUGGCGAUGAUCAAAGAGGCCCAGGAUCGCGGAGACGACAUCUCAUAUGCAAUUAGCAGUUGUGUCACGUGGCAUGUUAUGCACUCCGAAGACCAGUCUUCUGACCAGCUUCUGGAUUUGGCUGAAGUUACUAUUGCGUCCUUGGAAAAAUCAGGGACAAGAAUUGAUCAAGGUAUGCUGGCUGGAACGAUGACUAUGCUAGUGAGGAGAGGCAAAUCUCAACUAGCCAUUGGCUUCUGGAACAAAACCUCUCUUCGUCUCAAAAUCCCACCAUCGAGUAUACGAAUUUCCAUCCUCACAGUUCUCAUGCACGCCUAUAUCAUGAAUCUGAGCGAGCAGGGUAUUUUAUGGAUUCGGACUCUCCUAGAGCAGACCCCAAUUGUACCCGAUCGGAACUUUUUUAAUACAUUGUGCCGUAGCAUUAAUGACAUAAAACUUCGCAGCCCAGAUGAUGUGGAGAUGUCUAGUCUGUUGCAUCACUUGAACCGUCUUCGACUUCAAGUUCUCCUGGUUAGAAUAAAACAUCUAACUGAAAAGGAGAGGUUCAAGUCUUCUAUUCUUAGCGUGGUGGAAGGUGUCACCAGAGUCAAGAUUGUUCGAGUCAAACGAGGAAAACUGAGAUUUUUCUCAGGAGUGCGGGAAAGACGCAGAAAAACCCGAGCUCUUCUGAAGCGACGGCAGCUGCUGCGUCCACCGUUAUCCGCAAAGGGACCCCAAGCAAAAAAUUCCCAAUCAAUUGCUGACAGUAGUACGACUGAGUCGAAGAAUCUGGCGUCACAAGAGGUGCAGAUGCCCUAUAAGCCACGUCUACUUGUCCCUCUUUUUGAAAAGAAGCAUCAUCGUCCUUUUGCAAACGAUCGAUCUCUUACGAUUACGUCUCACACCUCCUACAUAGGUUCCGGAAACAAAGUUCUCGAGGAUGAUAUUGGCAGUGAGUCGGAUUUCGAUAGUCAAGUUGAAAGUUCAAGUAGUGUCGCAGCGGUCGUUGCGUGA
Hymenoscyphus albidus is the source of this 5364-nucleotide messenger RNA. NCBI's taxonomy places the organism in Eukaryota, Fungi, Ascomycota, Leotiomycetes, Helotiales, Helotiaceae. The record is from the annotation of a GenBank genome assembly.